AUGUUCUUUGUACUUCCUAGCGCUGUUUACCCACGACAAACUGUAGAACGUCUGUUUAAAGCACUGUACCAAUUGGGCAAUGUCAUUCACGCUAUGAGUUUUGUUGUGCUAAUGACAGAAUACUACAUUCGAUUACAAUCGAGCCUCCCUGACUACUUCACUCGAAGUGAAGUUUCCUUGUCACCACAGUUAGCGCUUGUCAUGAACUCAUGCAACUACUCAGGAAUGCUUAACGUUGGAGGAGUACGCAGCAAAGUGGAGGUGACGGAAGGUUCAUUGCCUGCUGUGCUGUUGUAUAUGACUCAAUAUAUUCUUGCUAUUCUUGUUGUAGAAUUUCUGGCGAUAGUGAACAAUGCACUUGGCAUAAUGGGCUACUCAGCAGGGAGGCGGCAUCUACGCGUGAUUGGUCUGCAUGUACCAGUCUAUCAUGUAAGUGCAACUAUUUCUAUUUUGUAUUGUAUUGCCCUUAUUGUGUUAUCAUGGGUGGUCUAUCCCACACGGACAUUCUACUCAGAUGCGGUGCUCUAUUGUGUGACGACGUUGGGUUCGGAGAAUAAUACGAUGUUACUCAUGUCAGAGUACGAUUCACUUCAUCUCUUUGAUACCCCUCUUGAAUGGGCUUUUGCUGCUGCUGUAGUGAAUCUUGCUCUCUAUAUUGCAGGGAUUGUAGUGCUUUCAUGGCACUCAUGUGAUUCUGCAACAGUGUUACUUUCGGCAUCAAGUGUUCCAUGGGAGAAACACGGUCUGAUGUGCACUACAGAUAAGGCUGCCCUACGCAUUCACACAACAGCACGAGAGACAAUCUUAAAAGAAGCACGUGAAGCACUGGCGAGGGGUGAAAAAGUACGUAUUGUGAGGAGUUACGCACUCAUGACAGAGGCAGACUAUGAAGCUCAAGUAGAGGAGAUGCGACGGCGAUUCGCAGAACGUGCGAAGGAAGAGCAAUAUGAACAAAUGUGCACAUACUUUGAACGUGAAUCUGAUCUUGACGAGGGAGGUCUCUUGUGGCGUCGACAGGUACUGCAGCCACCACCACCGCCACCACCACCGCAACGUCAUUACGAGCAGGGUCAAUAUGAGUUAGAUGAAGGACCAUUUAUUGAUGGUAAGCAUGUAGGACUUAGUGGGGAUGCCUUUGUCGACAUCUUUGAUAACCGUGAUCACGAAGAACAGUUAUGGAAUCAGUUUGGAGAUGACACUUACCUGAUGGAAGCAGACGAUGGCGGUGAGUUAGUGGGGGUAUCACCAAAUGAGAAGAAAAAGCGUCACCGACAUCACAAGAGACGACGCCAUCGUCAUCAUGAGGGUGAAAUCGACAGGAGCUACCACAAUAAGAGCAACGAAGAUGACGAGGAGGAAAAUGGUGCCGUGUUCAUAGAUGCGGAUGCGCUUGAGGAACCGGAGCCGUAUGAGAUUGAGGCUGAUGAGGGUGUGGGAGAGGCAGAAAUAGAAGAUGAAAUAGAGGAGGAGGAGGAUGAUCAGACUCACCGUCGUCAUCAUCGUCGUCGUCGUCAUCGCCAUCGUCGUGGAAGUGCUGAACCAAAUGUUGAAUUAGAAGGAGACUAUGAAAUGGCUUCGCCUAUUGAGGAUGCUGACGAGUUGUAA
Trypanosoma theileri is the source of this 1605-nucleotide messenger RNA. RefSeq lists its product as uncharacterized. The transcript has a single exon. Bases 1 to 1605 code for a protein of 534 amino acids. The record is from RefSeq and is a predicted model, not a curated record. NCBI's taxonomy places the organism in Eukaryota, Euglenozoa, Kinetoplastea, Trypanosomatida, Trypanosomatidae.